GUUCCGGCUAAAAAAACUGAAAUAAUCAAAAAUUUAUAUUUUUUCAGAAACAUCUGUACCAUAAAUACCGAAAUUCUUCUCUAUUGCUUUAAAGCCUUUUACAAAUUUGAAUUGAUUUUUUCAGAAACUCUCAAGUCGUCUUUGGCUUUGAUCAUAUUAUGUUAAAUUAUACAAUUAUUUUAAAAAGCACUGGUUACGAGAAACGAUUUUUUUAAUUCUUGCAUUUUUCGAAACAAUGCAUUCUGUUCAGGUUUCUAAAAAGGUAAAUCGUCACGUAAUUAAGGCUAUAGAUUACCUGCAAACGUCUAGGACCGAUUUCGUUCAUAUUAAGGCUAUACAGGAACAAGUCAGGUGGUCCUUGCGGUAUACCAAGCCAGUAAAUAACUUGGAGUACGUGAUACAAGAUUCCUUGAGGAAACAGACUGAGCUGGGUAUUGUGACGCGCUCCGGAUCAUCGAUGUAUGCGAUGACCAUCGCCUUCCAGGGUUUGCGUUCCGACAGGAGUGCCCAACAAAUCAAGAAAAAAGGGAUGUUGCUUUUUUAACUUUUCAGGCUCGAGGCGACUCCCUAACUACAGACCAAAUAGCCAGAGUGCGUAAAAUGCUUCGCGGCGUCCAAAAGCCUUUGAUAAAAGUAAAGCGGAAUGUAAUACCAGGUACUGCCAAAGCCAUAUGUAAAACAAACUCGGUGCGAAAUUUAACUGCCAGAUCUAAGAAACCUCCCGAAAACAGCACUCCAAUCAAAUGCGAAAAGUCCAGCAUGAGUAUAUGGAAUUCUAACAUACCAAAAAAGGUGUAUCGUCAUGUCUUCAAGGCAGUUAAAUAUUACACCGACCAUGAAAACUACAUGUUUGUCCCCCUUGACAAGAUUAAAAUGGAGGUUAAGUGGACCAUGAGAAAUCUCAAUCCUUUAAAGGACUUAGAAACAGUCAUUGAACACUCGCUCACAAACUUGAGAAAUAUUGGAGUUUUGUCAGAGCUACUUGGAUCCUAUAGACUCAAUCGUGUGAACUCUCUGCAUUCCGUCGACUCUUAUUCAAUCUUUGGCAAAGUCUCAAAAUCUUUUUUUCCUGUUGUAGGCGUCUUUGAAAGGGCACCUGGUGUUGAAAAUGCUUCUUCGAUAGAACUUGGUGGCCGUACUUUCGAUGCUCCUGCUCCUCUGGUGACCUCAGAAUCUCUCUCCCAGGAAAUACAAAGUUCGGAUGAGUCGCAAAAUAUUUCAUGUAUAAAAGUAUGUGAAAUGCCUUUGGAUGAACCAAUGUCGGAAUCUAUUUACCUUGAAGGACAAUCUUGCAUCGAACCAGGGCAAACUUCCUCUUCCUCUUUGGUUCCCAUGUUAAAUUUCAGAGCGCCUGAAGGAGUCCUUGGAGUGGAACCAACUACCGAAAAUGCACCUUCGUUAGCACCCUUUGAGAACCCUUUUUGCGUCGAGUUACCUCUAAUGACUUCAGCAAAUUCCUCCUCCAGGAAAAUCCAUAAUACUCAUACAGAAUGUGAAUUAGGUUUACGAGCAAGUUCGCCAGAUUUAAAUAUUUCCUUCAUUCGAGCAGCUAAAAGCUUUCAUGAAUCUUGGUUACAAUCAAAUUAUCAGCCUUCACUCCUUCGGGAAGCCAGCUACGAACCUGAACAAUCAAACGAAGCACAAAAUGCGGUUUCUAAACAUCAAGAAGAGCCCGAAGAACAGUAACUUUCAGCCUGUAAAACAAAAUUUUGUUAUAUUUCGAUCUUUUUUUGAAAAUGAUUAAAACGAAUCGGAUACUUUCAGUGCUAUCGAUAUAUCGAUAGUAUGUUUUCGUGAGCUAUCUGAAA
This is a messenger RNA of Drosophila kikkawai, 1808 nucleotides long. Lineage: Eukaryota; Metazoa; Arthropoda; Insecta; Diptera; Drosophilidae. The record is from RefSeq and is a predicted model, not a curated record.